Ixodes scapularis (black-legged tick) is the source of this 909-nucleotide messenger RNA. Its product is annotated as RWD domain-containing protein 1. NCBI's taxonomy places the organism in Eukaryota, Metazoa, Arthropoda, Arachnida, Ixodida, Ixodidae. The record is from RefSeq and is a predicted model, not a curated record. The transcript has 6 exons. Gene Ontology annotation, molecular function: protein binding. Gene Ontology annotation, biological process: cytoplasmic translation. The coding region runs from base 7 to 834 and encodes 275 amino acids.
CAUUCUAUGCAUUCUAUGCACCUGUCUAGCCAGCCCGUCAAUCGCCAACAUGGCGCCUUCCAUAUGACAAUUUUUCCAGUCUUUCCAAUAAUCGGACGUCGGCAUAAAAAAAACUCUGCAACCAUGACAGACUUCCAAGAUGAGCAGAAGAAUGAAAUUGAAGCCCUCGAGUCCAUCUACCCCAGCGAAUUACAAAUCCUUGCGACAAACCCCUACCACUCUUUCACGAUUCACAUCAAAGGGAACACCACUGACAGACCUGAGGAUGAAGCGAUGUCAGUAACCCUGAAGUUCACAUAUGUUCCUCACUAUCCCGAAGUGGGGCCCGUAAUUGAGGUGGAUGAAUGCGAAAACCUCGAAGACGAAGACACGGAAGAGCUGAUGGCUGUGCUCAAGGAACAGGUAGAAGAAAACUUGGGAAUGGCCAUGAUCUUCACCCUGGUUUCCGCAGCUUCGGAGUGGCUCGACCAGCACGGGGACGACGUUAAGCUGAGGCAGGAAGAGGCAAAGCAGAAGCAGAAGGAAAAGGACGAAGAGGCCGAAAGGGUGAAAUUCGAAGGAACCAGGGUUACGGUGGAAUGCUUCCUGGCCUGGAAGGACAAGUUUGAUGCGGAGAUUGCUGAAAUGAGAAGCCGCGAGAAGGUCGACACCAACAUCCGGAAGCUGACGGGCCGUGAGCUGUUUGAGAAGGAUAAAAAUCUCAUCGACUCCGACCUCCAGUUUAUGCAAGAAGGUGAGGAAGAUGUCAAAGUGGACGAGUCACUGUUUCAAGAGUUGGAGGACCUUGACUUGGAUGAAUUGGGGGAUGUGGACGAGGAUGAUAUAAAAGCGUGAUGAAAUUGCAGUAGAACUAGAAAUAUAUUCACUUUGCAUGUAUGUUCAAUAAAAAUCGGCAUUUUCUAAAAAUAA